GCUGUGGCAAUGGAGCUCACGUACCGCUUCAUUGACCUCAACGAGGCCCCGGUGGUGCCACCGGGCACGGCUGCCUUUGUGGAUGUCAGCGAGGACCUCAUGGGCAUUCUUCAGAGGCUCGUCUUGGAGAACAGCUGCCUGGAGGGCAGCCCGAUCAUGGCGGUGAGCCUGGAGAUCGGCAUCGAUGACCCGGUUCCCUGGCGCAAGGAGGCCGGCACGCAGACGGAGGAGGCGCCCGUGAUGAAGAAGGCCAUGAAAUCGAUGAAGGCACCGAAGGAGAUGAAGGCCAUGAAGGCGAUGAAGUCCAUGAAAUCGAUGAAGGCAACGAAGG
Molecule: messenger RNA, 331 nt
Organism: Effrenium voratum
Lineage: Eukaryota; Dinophyceae; Suessiales; Symbiodiniaceae
Source: the annotation of a GenBank genome assembly